UGCAGUGUUCAUGCUAUCUGUUGUUGUCUCUGUAGGACCUGAGAGGUAUAGACUAGAACUAUGGUGCUCAUGCUACUAGUACCAAAAUAGCAGAUGACCAUUUCUAUUUCAUCUGUUGCCCACUUGACACCGAACAGUCGCUCAGAUAUUUGCACUUGCUAACUAUUUCCUGUGUUACAACUCUGGCCUUGCCGGCAACUAUUUCGGUAGGGUGUGUUCAGUUCUACUCUUUCAGUGCUUAUUUGAAAAUGGAUUUUUACUAUAAGAUUCAAUGCUCAAGCGAAGAGCAUUUUGAUAGUGUUUUUGUUUGGAGUAACAGAAAAGUACGUCUUCACUAGGUGGAUUGGGAGAAAUUUACUGUAAGGAUUUGUGAGGAUCAUGUUACCAUUUUUCUCUUAUGGAUUUGUCAAAGGAUGAAAUACGUAACCUCAAAAAAAGGAAAAUCACAAUGUAAUGGGCAAUAUGUGGUGAUGACUGCAAGAAAUGUCACACCAGGUAAUUCAGCAUCAGAUUGAAGGAACUGGGCACAAGCAUUCAUCAUGAGCAACCAGGAGAAGCGGCAUACAAGCCACAAAACAAGCAUGCAGCACCUCCGUUAUCUUGAUAGCUUUAUGGAUGAAAUAGAUCGGGAGGUAAUGAGUCUGACAGAUCGCUCUUUCAAGAGUCUAUGUAUUGGAGAUGAAGCAAUCUAUAAUGACUCGGAGUUCUCUCCUUCUCCAGUCAGCUGCCACAAGCCACUGGUGGAGGAGGUCUCAAAAAAGACCCAAGAGAGCUUGUUUUCUUCUGUUAAGAAACUUAAUUCUUACCCCCUUAAUGGCAUGAAUGAUGCAUUGAGUAGAUCAAAUCAGUCUUUCAAAGACUUGUCACUUUUUGCAGUGUUUGAGGCCAAGAAGAACGGUGAAGAUACUAAGAUGACAAAUGGUGAUUCAUGGGACAAAUCUGCUCUACUCAGCAUCCAAAAGGAGCUCUCAGAGUUUUCUGCAGAUCAUCAUAGUUUGGCAGCGGAACAUCUUUCCACGGUCGAGAAUCACCUCAAAUCAGCUGAAAAAGGGUCUGCCAAAAAAUCAAACAAGGAUGCAUCGAUACCCUCAGAAAAAUCCUCUAAAAGUAAACAUAGCAAAAACAACAAACUGAGAAAACUGAAAUCCAAAAACUUUUUCCUUCACAGUGAAUUCAGCCCAUUCCUGUCAUGGGGGGAUUUUAAUAAAUUCUCAAUUGGGCAGGAGAACAUUUCAGAGAUUAUGCUAAGCAAUAGGUCACCAGAAUGGUAUGAUUCGCCUUUUUACAAAGAAUUAGCUGCAGCACAUGGACACUAUAAAUUAAGUUUCCCCAGGUCAGUGGGAAACAUUUUUGAAAAGUGCCCCAAACAAAUAGAGACUCAUCAAUCUAAGCCACAACUUGAGUCUGUGCAAUCCACUCCACCCAGUGUACCCCCAAAACCAAAGAUAGAGACAGAGCACAUUAUACAGUACAAUAUUCCAAGUAAGGCUUCUCUGCUUGCUGCUGAACAGAGAUGUAAUUCAGAAAAGGGGGAGACUUGUGUCCCCUGGCGAAAAAACAGAAGCAGAGCAAAGAGUGCUCUUCCUGUGGGGCAUUCUCUCAUUAACCUACCAGUUUGCAAGAGGUCAAAUCCUGAAGAGGGAAGUGCACCACCAUUUAAAAAAGAGGUGCAGACAAUAGAGGACCAGACCUCCACUACUUCAACUCCUUUCAGUAUUUCACAGCUUUUGACACCAGUUAUACCUUCCAGACAUGGGACAGGGACCUCAGAGAUACUGCAAGCUGUGCUCUCUCCAACUGCCCUAGAAUUUCCACAACUCCCUGAGAGAGAGAUGUAUCCAUUACCUGAGAUUAAGCGAGAGGGGUACAAAUCCAUUGCAUCAAACUUGUUGUUCAAUCUCAAGGACAAUAGAAAACGGGUUAAGACAAUGUAUAGCCCGCCCAAGUUUAAAGGUUUGGAUACAAUAGGUCAAAGCAAAGAGUCUCCCCUGCCCAAGGUGUUAGUUUCAAAAGAUUUACAUGAAAUUCCAGAUAUUUCAGAAGAUAAAACUAUAUCACCUGCUUGCCAAAAAGCCAUCAUCUCUCCAAUGAGUACCCUUUUGGAAUUUACAGACGCUCAAAUUUGUUUUCCUCAAGGAAUUGCAAAUGGAAGUAUGCCAGAUGACUAUUUGGCAUUAAGUCUGCUUCAAUCUGGAAGUCCCUUCAAAUCAAACAGGAGCCCUGCAGCUAACAAGGCAGUAUACCCAUCACUACAGUUGUAUCCAAAAGCUAGUCCUGAGGAAAUUAACAUCAGAGCAAAUGCUCAAACUGUGGUUGACACCAGCUCUUGUAUUUUCACAGAUAAAGAUGAAGAGCACAGCAAACAUCAUAAUACAGAGAGUAAUAAUCCAAGUAAACUAUUUAAAGGUGUCAUUAAAGAGCUGCCAAGCAAAAUGAAUCCCCUAGAGUCAGUGAUGGAUACUGAAAACCCCACAGUAAGUUUAUAUAGAGAAAGUGUUCUUGAGAACAAGUCUGGAAUAAGCCCAAAAGUAAAAGAAACGGAUGAACAAGCCAUUUAUGAUGGAAGUCAAACCAAAGAUAAGUUAAAAAAUAAAGAAGUCAGCAAACAGAAAAGCCCUGUAAAAGAAAAGGAACCCAACAGAAAGGAGGCAGGAGCAAAGCACGUGUUUUCUGCAAGACAGAACAAUUACAUUAAAAGUCAGAGAUUUGUAAGUACAGACAUUGACGAUAAUGAUGGUGACUUUAGUGCAAACAAAGUGUUGUUGGCUAUAAAUGAUAAAAAUUAUAAUGAUGAGUGGUGCAGGCAUUCCAAAAAUCCAAAAACAGAAGAGAUAAAACAAGAGGAGCAUAAUACAGGCAUUCAUAAAGAUAAAGUACUUGUUCAAACCAAAGUGGGUGGACCACUAUUAAAUGAAAGUGUUAAUGUCAGAGCUGAGGCUACUACAAAUAAAGACCAGAACAGUAUCAUAUCAAAGAGUGUUUUAGAAACUCAAAGUGAGCAACAAGUAAAGAAUGAGGCUUUCUCCAUGAAGGGAAACAUUUCUGCAAAAAGAGCACUAUUUGCAUCAAUGGAACAGGUGCCAAAUAAGACAACUGUACCCUUAAAGAAAGAUAACUUAAUCAUAGAUAAAUUUAACCUGGCCAAAGUAGCUUUAGAGGAAGUAAUUGCUGAAAGAGAACAAAAGAAAUUGAAAGGUAAGGGUCAAAUCUCAAUCGCAGGAGGUUCAAUCAAUGAUAGGAAUAGAGUUGGCUAUGAAAAAGAACAAGAUGGUCAUGAGUUACCCAUCAAUGGAGAGGACCAACAGACAAGUAUGAACAUGAUGAGUGACAAGGAGAAAAACACAAAAGAUGGCAAUGGUCUAAAAAGUGUAUCUGCUUUUAAAACAAGUGGCAAAACUGUUGGAAUGAUGUCAGAGGAGGUGGCCAAACAUGGUGUAAGUUCAUUGUACAUAGGGGAACAAGAAAGGAACACAGAUAAUGCUAGCAAGGGUGAUAAAGUACUUGGAAUCCAAGAGAAAGUGUUGAUGAAUAAAAAUAUAAGUCAUGCAAAUGAGCAUACAAAAAGAGAUGAUCAUUUGGAAAGUGGAGAUAUUCACAGUUUGGGACAGUAUAAGGAAGAAUUAGGUGUUAAGAAAAAGGGAAAUUUCUAUAAACCCAAGGUACCCCCAAGAAGGGGGAUAAGUGAUUGUCCGAGUGAUGAUAGAGUAGUUAAAAAGACAGAAGGCAAUAAAGACUUAAAAAGACAAGGUAACACAUCAGUCAAAACUGAGGAAAUGGUAUGUAAGGAGGUCAGCAAAGCUCAGCCAAGUCAAUCAAGGAAUCAAGGCCCAGUGAGAGGAAACGUAUCAGCCCUGAAAAAGAAAUAUGACAAAGAAAGUGGGGUGCACCGCAAAGAUGUUCAUAAAUGUCUGCCUGUAGAAGGUUCAGAAAAGUCGGAAGAAGGACCCAAUGAACUGGCUGCAAAAGACAAAAUAAAACAUAAAACUGUUAUACCAAAACUCACAGUCAGUUGUCCUGAAAGUGAAACUUAUUCUAUUAUCGAAAAAGACAUGGAUUCAGAGAAUGAAAGAAUGUCUGACAGCCCUUCCAAAGUAUCAGAGAAAGGUCAGGAACAAUCUGAUUCAGAAAGGAAACAUGAUGACACCCAAGACUUUCAAAAGGUUAUAAGUGACCUCACAAACAACAAGCAAGAAAUACAAGAUAACAAGGUAAAUGGAACACAGGACAAGGAAGAGGGAUUUGUAAGUCUGAAAGAGUCAGGAGACAAUCAGAACAAAUCUAAAGGUCAUUGCAAAAGCUAUGUUAAAGAAUUUUUAAAUGUACUUCUUGGACUUUCAAGCUCAGAAAGGGUCAAAAGUGUGGGGGAAGAUGAGGAACAACUUACUGAGGGGACAACUUUGUCCUUUGAGUUUAUCAAAGCAGAGACAGGCACAAAGGACAGUAUUACAGAACAUGACAUCCUUGGACAAUCGCAAUCCUUUUCUACAUCAAAUGGUAAACAAACACAUCACAGCAGUCUAUCCUCAAAUGAACUCUCCCUGUUGCACAAAUCAGAACAGGGGUCACAGUCAAAUCUAGAAGAUUUCUCAAGUAAAACAGAGGUUUGUGAUGUGAAGGAAAAAGUAGAUGGAAAAUCUGAGGAUUUCCAGAGGCCAAAAAUGGAUUCCUGUUAUUUUAGCAAUCAUGAAAGUGAGUCAGAUGUCUCUGACAGAGUUGUUUCUCCACCAAGUGAUGUGGAGAAAAGGGGAUGGGUACACUGCUUGAUUGAGUCUGCUAAGAACCUCACACAAAUAUCGCACAGUCACAACUCACCCAAGGAUCUACACAAGAUGGGUCAACAAUUAUCUCAAAAAGAUCUGGACAUCUUCAAGGACUGUAUGCAUUCUCCAGGUAACACAGCGGUCAGGAGCCCCCAGCCAUUCCAACCAACAAUGCAUCUCUUGUCCCCUCCAGCAUCUCAACUCACUGCAGUCAAGGAUGGAAAGCUUUCAGUUGGACGUAUCUCUGUGUCUGAGGAGGAGGAACGAGGCUCUGCUGUGAGCACUUUAUUUGAGGAGAUGGACAGCUGUGCAACAAGCGCUGGAGAUACAGUGGAGGAGAACAUCUCUAGCACUGCACCGGCAGAGGAUGCAGAGGGUUCCAAGGCACCCAGUGAGAGAUCUGGUUCAGUCUGCAGUGGAAACGACAGUCAUGGCCAGAACAAGCCACCUGUAGUCCCUCCAAAAACCGAGAAGGCUCUACGGCGUGCCAUGAAGCUUGCCACACGGAGGAUCCAAAAAGCUGAAGCUAACAGCAAAUCUGAAUGUAAAGGCAGGAGCACCGACAAAAGUGGCAGCCAGAAAGCUGAGAGGAGGCGCCACAGCACUGACAAAGUACAUAGUGACAGAUUAGAACACUGGUCACUAAGCAGUGACCGACUCAGCAGUAAACAUAGUGAACAUUACCUUGAUGAAACACUUAAGUCCAAAACUCAAAGCAGCGAUAAAAAUGCUAGACAUCACAGUGGUCACAAGAGCCAAAACACGGAAGCGAAUGAUCCCAGUAAAACAUUACAACAUGCAACCAAAAGCAAAGAUAGACAAACAAGCAAAACUGGUGAUACAAAGAGCCAUAGCACUGAGAAACGACAAGAUCACAAAUCAAACUAUAUGGAUCAUUUUGACAACAGCAAAACAAAUACCGACACUGACAGAUUAGGUCGAAGCAAUGAGAAACAAUCACCCAGAAAACUGGAACGUAGGACUCAAAGUUUGGAUAGAUUUUUAAGGGAUAAACUUGAAAACAAGCCUAAAAGCACUGACAAAGCUGGGGAUGAAGUUAAUUCUGAGUUAUCAGUGGAAGCAUUGCAUCUCUCUACUCCAAAGGCGCUACCUUUGCGACAAAACAGCACUGAACAUUCUUAUGCACCAGCCACAACCAAUAUUGUAACACAGUCCUUCCCAUUCACCCAGAGGAAGCUAUUACAGGACCCUAACUCAGGACAAUUCUUUCUGGUGGACAUGCCAGUACAGGUCAAAACUAAAACUUUCUUUGACCCGGAAACAAAAAGUUAUGUGCAACUGCGAGUACAGUCUCCUGAGGCUGCUGUAAAACAAGCCCAGCCAUUGGAUGUUAUGAACACACCACCACUUGUGCUAUAUCAUGGCUUUGUUCCAGUGCCUGUCUCAUCCUUACCAUCACAGAAACCUAUUGUUAGGACUGCAGGAUCUAUCAUUCCCCCUGAUGACCUGGAGGAUAUUACACCUAACAAGAAACAAAUGCAGGAUGACUUUUAUCAGAAGCACUGUAAAGAGAUCACAUCCACCUAAACCAGUAACAAUGCUACUCUGGCGCCGCCAAGUGGUUAAGGUAGAGUUCUGAAAGUGAAGUGCUCAUUUGCUAAAACUGCUGUAGAGUCGGGUUGAAACUAAGAAUGAGUCAGGACAGGGCUGUCAUCUGGGGAUGUGGGGACAACCAGCACCUGUGAUGAGGGGGGCCACUUACUGUAGGUCCUCCAGAAAACAUUGGGCUGUACAUUUUACUGAGUUUAUGUAUUUUUUAGCUUUAAUAUUUUGAGUGGUGGUGCUUUAAAGGGGAUGAAUUUGGAGGUUAAAGGGUUUUAGCAUACUGACAGUGUGCUAACAGUAACUGUUAGACAGUCUGCACGCUAAAAGCCUGUCUAGUUUCUAUAUUCAUCCUGUUUAAAACAUCAUUGCUAUAGCCAAGAAAACCACUUUUGUAUCAAACCCACUGCCUUCAUCAAUACAUUUCAAGACAUUGUGAGACUAUUUUUAUUUUUUUAUUUUAGUCUAUGCACACGUGUCAAAUGGACAUCUUUGAUCUUUUGCAUCUUGCCUCUCACACUGUUAAAUGUGAAAUAUUUAUAAAAAUGGGUUUAUACGAUUAAUUGUGAUUUGAUUAAUCAAUGAAUUGUAUCAUGUAGAUUAAUUUGAUUUAAAAUUUUAAUUAAGGCUGUCGAUUUUACACAUUAAUUCAGUGCGAUAAAUUAGAUAGAAAAAAUAACAUGCUAUUUUUACACUGUGUAUACCAUAAUAACACCGGACCAUAAUAAGGAAUUUUUCUACCAUAGGAGCAAUUCAAGCUUGAAGCAGGCCUACCACCUUCUUGUUUUUAUGAGUCUUAGUCAGCAGGGGGCAAUAGGCACGACUCCUGCUGUACAGAACACGCUUCUGUACAAGCAACAAACCACACUGACAACAGACAGCACAAGAUGAGAACACUUUCUUGCGCUCAAACACAGCUGGACAGAGUGCAACUUCGGAUGCAAGGGGGCUUGAGAUGUGUUUUUCUAAGUUUCCAUCUAGUGAAAACAAAACGCUGUGUUUAUUACGCCACAACCUAAGU
Myxocyprinus asiaticus (Chinese sucker) is the source of this 7344-nucleotide messenger RNA. RefSeq lists its product as uncharacterized. NCBI's taxonomy places the organism in Eukaryota, Metazoa, Chordata, Actinopteri, Cypriniformes, Catostomidae. The record is from RefSeq and is a predicted model, not a curated record. Bases 540 to 6308 code for a protein of 1922 amino acids. The transcript has 3 exons. Gene Ontology annotation, cellular component: Z disc. Gene Ontology annotation, biological process: positive regulation of calcineurin-NFAT signaling cascade.